UUCUCCCAAUGCUUCCUGUCAGAUUUCUGUCUGAUCUGAAAGAUGCGGUGCACAAUGAUGAUGUCACAGUGUCUGCUGUUUCUGCUGUCCAUGCAGGCUGCUGCUGGGGUUGCCUCAGCUCUCUCAAACCAGAACGCCACAGCGGUCCCUAAAACAUCCCUCCCUAGGAGUGGAGAGCUACGUCUGGCUGAGGGGAACAGUUUCUGCUCUGGCAGAGUGGAGAUCUACCACCAGAACCAGUGGGGGACGGUGUGUGAUGAUUUAUGGGACGUGCAGGAUGCCCAUGUGGUGUGUAGACAGCUGGGCUGUGGCCGCGCCCUGUCUGCUACAUCUUCUGCCAGCUUCGGCCAAGGCAUCGGGCCCAUCUGGCUGGACGACGUUGGGUGUUUGGGGUCAGAGUCCUCCCUGGCAGAGUGCAGCCACCUUCCCUUCGGCUCACACAACUGUGGACACAGUGAAGAUGCCGGGGUGGUCUGUGAGGCUAGUGCUCCUCUGAGAUUGGUCAACGGUUACCUUGACAAUCCUGCCUGCUCCGGCAGAGUGGAGAUCUACCACCGGGGCCAGUGGGGAACGGUGUGUGACGAUUUAUGGGACGUGCAGGAUGCCCAAGUAGUGUGUAGACAGCUGGGCUGUGGCCGCGUCCUGUCUGCUCCAUCAUUUGCCAGCUUCGGCCAGGGCAGCGGGCAAAUCUGGCUGGACGACGUUGGGUGUUUGGGGUCAGAGUCCUCUUUGGCAGUGUGCAGCCAUCGGGGCUUCGGCUCACACAACUGUGGACACAAUGAAGAUGCCGGGGUCAUCUGUGAGGCUCGUGCUUCUCUGAGAUUGGUCAACGGUUACCCUGACAACCCUGCCUGCUCUGGCAGAGUGGAGAUCUACCACCAGGACCAGUGGGGGACGGUGUGUGACGAUGCAUGGGACGUGCAGGAUGCCCAUGUGGUGUGUAGACAGCUGGGCUGUGGCCGCGCCCUGUCUGCUACAUCUUCUGCCAGCUUCGGCCAAGGCAUCGGGCCCAUCUGGCUGGAUGACGUUGGGUGUUUGGGGUCAGAGUCCUCUCUGGCAGAGUGCAGCCACCCGCCCUUCGGCUCACACAACUGUGGACACAGUGAAGAUGCCGGGGUCGUCUGUGAGGCUAGUGCUCCUCUGAGAUUGGUCAACGGUUACCCUGACAACCCUGCCUGCUCCGGCAGAGUGGAGAUCUACCACCAGGACCAGUGGGGGACGGUGUGUGACGAUUUAUGGGACGUGCAGGAUGCCCAGGUAGUGUGUAGACAGCUGGGCUGUGGCCGCGUCCUGUCUGCUCCAUCAUCUGCCAGCUUCGGCCAGGGCGGCGGGCCCAUAUGGCUGGACGAUGUCAGGUGUUCGGGGUCAGAGUCCUCCCUGGCAGAGUGCAGCCACCUUCCCUUCGGGUCACACAACUGUGGACACGGUGAAGAUGCCGGGGUCGUCUGUGAGGCUAGUGCUCCUCUGAGAUUGGUCAAUGGUUACCUUGAAAACACUGCCUGCUCUGGCAGAGUGGAGAUCUACCAUCAGAACCAGUGGGGGACGGUGUGUGACAACGCAUGGGACCUACAGGAUGCCCAUGUGGUGUGUAGGCAGCUGGGCUGUGGUCGUGCCCUGUUAGCUUCAUCAUCUGCCAGCUUUGGCCAGGGCAGCGGGCAAAUCUGGCUGGAUGACGUUGGGUGUUUGGGGUCAGAGUCCUCCCUGGAAGAGUGCAGCCAUCGGGGCUUUGGCUCACACAACUGUGGACACAAUGAAGAUGCUGGGGUGGUCUGUGAACACACACCCCUUUCCUCAGCCCCAGAGCUGAUGUGUGGGAGGAGCUACCUGGAGGUGGGUCUCCUCAAGUCUCAGCUAGUGGCCAAACGUCUGGACUCCUCGUCUGCUCACCUGGCCGACCCCCGCUGCUCCGCCCACCAGGAGCGUAAUGGGACGGUGUGGUACCAGGUGGAGCGCAGGGAGGGCAGCUGUGGAACCACUCUAAAAACCAACGGCAGCCACGCCAUCUACUCCAACAGUCUGUUUGUCUACCUGGUCAGCAAUGCGACCUUUGUUCGACCCCUGAGGAUCCCUUUCUCCUGCUCCUAUCCUCUGGAGACUGUGGAUGUGGCCAUCAAAUCACACCCGAACCUUGGAGACGAGGUGUCAGGCAGGGAUGGCAAGGCCAGGGCCUCCAUGUCUCUGUUCCGUGAUGCCAGCUACACAGCUCCUUACUCUGCAGGCCCAGUCACUCUGCCCCUGGGCUCCAUCCUGCAUGUGGGUGUGUCUGUUGAAGAGACGGAGGCUGAGGCCUAUGUGGUCGUUCUGGAGGACUGCUAUGCCACCCACUCCCCUGAUCCUGAUGACCUCAUGAGAUACUACCUCAUCCAGCACAGGUGUCCUGCCGACCGUCACCAGGUGACCGUGGAGGAGAGUGGACUGUCCCUCCAGGCUCGCUUCUCUGCGCUGCUGUUCCUGUUUCAGGGGGACUACAGGGGCGUCUACCUGCACUGCAGCCUCAACCUGUGUGACCAGAGGAGCUCCUCCUGCUCUCCUAUGUGUUCAGGAAGGUCUAUCCGCUCUUUCGACAAACUCGUACCCUUCAAACCUGUCUCCAUUGGACCAAUCACCUGGGCCCAGAGUCUGGAGUGAGCUGAUGAAGUCACACCUCCCUCAGAACGGCUUCAUGACCAUCCCUAUGGCAACCAGCUCAGGCUCUCUCCAGUCUCCUGUAUUUUGUUUCUUUUUAAGUCAUAUAAUGGAAAUGAUGACAGACCACCCUGCAAAUUAUUAACUAUAAGCAUUAAAUUGUGGGUUACGGUUUAUGAAGGUUUGCAUUCAAUAAUUCAGUCAUUUUCACAAUAGGGAAUAGUGGGAACACUGGGUAAUAAGUAUAGCCUACUAAAUCAACGUACUACUUUUCCUUUAAAGAUGCUGGAAAGCAAAUUCCAUGAUUUGCUUCUCAGUACAUUAUAUACGUGUGAAAUGAGUUCCUGAGGAUCCUGAGGCGAGCGAGGAAGAUUGUGGCCGACUCCUCCCACCCUGGUCACUCCCUGUUUCAGUCACUCCACUCCGGCAGAAGGCUGCGGUCCAUCAGGACCAAUACCACACGCCACAAAAACAGUUUCUUCCCUUCUGCUGUUGGCCUCUUCAACAAGGCCAAGGGUUCACACUGACUUCAUGACUCAAUGUCCUUAAUACACACUGCUUUUUGCACGGCACAAUCUUGUAACAUUUGU
Messenger RNA from Osmerus eperlanus (European smelt), 3215 nucleotides. RefSeq names its product deleted in malignant brain tumors 1 protein-like. The record is from RefSeq and is a predicted model, not a curated record. The coding region runs from base 43 to 2628 and encodes 861 amino acids. Gene Ontology annotation, molecular function: serine-type endopeptidase activity. Gene Ontology annotation, cellular component: plasma membrane. NCBI's taxonomy places the organism in Eukaryota, Metazoa, Chordata, Actinopteri, Osmeriformes, Osmeridae. The transcript has 12 exons. Gene Ontology annotation, biological process: zymogen activation.